GAUGAACAACGUGUCAAAUAUAUCGAUCGCUUUGUCACAACAGCGGCUACGUGUCUCCCAUUCGUUUCUACAGCUCAACAUCGGCCAAGUAAAAUCCUCGAUUUUCCGGCAUUUUUUCGGGAAAAUACCGUCUAAAACCAAUCGAACCAGUCAGGAUGACGAACAUCAAAACCGUUCUGGUCAAGUUCUACGAUGAUUACACCGUAAACACGCCGAAGAAGCUGAAAAUCGUCGACGCCUAUCUGCUGUAUAUUUUGCUGACCGGCAUCACGCAGUUUGUUUACUGUUGCCUGGUGGGAACUUUCCCGUUCAAUUCGUUCCUGGCCGGAUUCAUCUGCACCGUGAGCUGCUUCGUGCUGGGAGUUUGUCUCCGACUGCAAUCGAAUCCUCAGAACAAGUCGCAGUUCCUGGGAAUCUCACCGGAACGGGGUUUUGCUGAUUUCGUGUUUGCGCACGUUAUCCUGCACCUGGUGGUCGUCAACUUCAUCGGCUAAACGGUAAGGUAGAUAUUGUCGCCACUUGAAGAGUCUAACCCAGGAUACCCGUUUUUGCUUUCUACUAUUGUGUAAUCUUCAACUACAUUACCUAUCUAAAUUUAAUAUUAGUUUUAUUGCAAGAGAGUCACAGUUAGGUCUGUGAACCACUGAAUACGACUGUAUGGUAGUGCAAAAAUAAUAAAACUUCGAUAGCGGAAGGUAUUAAGCCUCGAUCGAUGCGAAUGUACUAAAA
Messenger RNA from Aedes aegypti (yellow fever mosquito), 729 nucleotides. RefSeq names its product dolichyl-diphosphooligosaccharide--protein glycosyltransferase subunit DAD1 (gene Dad1). The coding region runs from base 156 to 494 and encodes 112 amino acids. Lineage: Eukaryota; Metazoa; Arthropoda; Insecta; Diptera; Culicidae. Gene Ontology annotation, cellular component: membrane; oligosaccharyltransferase complex. The record is from RefSeq and is a predicted model, not a curated record. The transcript is spliced from 2 exons. Gene Ontology annotation, biological process: protein N-linked glycosylation.